AUUAAUUAUGUGUAUGCAGCUCUAAUUAGUGAUUUCAACCGCGUGAAUAUAGCCAACAUUUUUUAAUGUUACUUUAAUGAAGGGUUAUCAAUCGCACAAGGUAUUUAAUUUUAACCCAUUGCUGUCAAGUACAUUUUAUGUCUUACUAUUAUAUCUCCGUAUGUAUGGCUGUUUAUUGUCAAUGAUAUACUUUAUUGGCUUGAUAAAGGCCUUCUCAGGCUUGGCAUACUUGGCCCUGACAUUGAGAAACAUCUUCAGUCAUUUAAUUUCGUCUAUUUGAUACCCAUUAGCAGGAAGAUUGUGACAUCAAUUAUUGCGAUGUCACGUGACAAUCGCAAUUGGGAAUUUGUGAUUGUUUGAAAUUGUGAUUGUUUACGAUCGCG
Kickxella alabastrina is the source of this 383-nucleotide messenger RNA. RefSeq lists its product as uncharacterized. The record is from RefSeq and is a predicted model, not a curated record. The transcript has a single exon. The coding region runs from base 77 to 280 and encodes 67 amino acids. Lineage: Eukaryota; Fungi; Kickxellomycota; Kickxellomycetes; Kickxellales; Kickxellaceae.